Rotaria sp. Silwood2 is the source of this 1323-nucleotide messenger RNA. The record is from the annotation of a GenBank genome assembly. NCBI's taxonomy places the organism in Eukaryota, Metazoa, Rotifera, Eurotatoria, Philodinida, Philodinidae.
AAACAAAAUUCAUCAAAAAAUCGUGAAACUCAAAAACUAACUAAACAAAAUUCAUCAAUAUCGACAAAUACAGAACUAUUACAAACAAAUUCAAAUCAAACUAUCAAUGUAAAUCAAAAUGAUACCGAUAGUCAAUCUGUACGAUCAUCUGAAUUGAAUAAUAAUAAUAAUAAUGAUAAAUCAGCAAGAGAUGAAUUAAAAGUACCACGACGUCAUCAAUCAUUUAAUCGUAAGUUUGAACAAUAUAGAAAAUAUUUAAAAUACAAUUUUUUAAAUUUUUUAAUGAAAUUUUCAAAAUUUUCAUUAACAGUCUUCAGUGAAAUACAUUUUGAACUAUGCCGAAUGUAUUUAAUCCAUAAAAAUGUUUUCUUUUCUUCCUAAGAACAUAACAGAAACUCAUAAUUUAAAAUACGAAGUUCUAUUAACAAUUUUAUAAGUAGAUAAAACUGAUAUUAAAACAUACAUAUUUUUUUUUUAAUGAAACCAUACUUGUUUUGUGAAAUAUGACCUACAAGGAAUGUUGAAAUAUCGAGCUAGAAACUUGAUCUCCUCGCAGACUAUAACAGAUAUCGUUGGGAACCGCUCAUUACAGACUGUGACAGACAUCUUAGCAAUACUGUCUCUCGCCGUGUCACCGACUGUGACAGACAUUGUUGAUAUACGAUCAAAGACCGUAUGUCAAUAGCAUCUUGUUCAAAUAUAUAAAUUACUUCCUUAUUGCAUUUCUGAAGAAUUAAAUAAAAGAAUAAUGAGGGAUUGUCGUCUAAAAUACAUAAAAUACAACACCUUCCGUCUGAUUAACAACAGCAGUUACAUUGCCUUUCACAUUUUGAAUCUACAGGAAUUGCGCAAACAGUUCUUUUUAUUAUUUGAUGAAACUCCAUUUAGAACACAUAUGUCUUUGUAAAAAAUUAAAUAAAAUGUCUAGUUUGUCCGAUUUAUUUUUCAUAGUGUUGGAUAUUUCAAACUCUAACACUUCUGCUAUAUUUAAUCUAUACUGGAAGUUUUAGCUAUACAAGAGCAGAGAAAAUAGAUUUCACCUGUUUUAAAAAAUAGAUUUUUGAGAAAGCUUCAGAUUUUCCUCUUAGGAAAAUAAGAUCAUUGACUUUAUAUACAGAGGUUAUCAAAAUUAUAGACCCCACUCAUAUGAACAUGCAAAAAUAUUUAUUUUAUUUCAAAAAUGAAUGAUAUCAAUCUGUUAUUUGCGCGUCUAUGUAAGACUACUUAAGUACUAUCUGAUAUCCUAAACUCCCUCUUUCAUGUCUUGCUCUUUGAAGAAAAAAUUGAAGAAAACUGAAAAAUAUCUGUACCAUAAUUAUAGAC